UUAUAGGUGAUAUUUAGAAAUAAUAAUAAGCAUCAAUGCCGAAAACAAAUGUACUUCAUUUGCUAGCAGCAAGUAAUAACCCAACUGCCGUGGACGUGGUACAAAAUUUGUUGAAAACAGGUCAGAAACAUGUCAAUGAACGUGAAGAAGAAGGGCUAACAGCAUUGCACGUUGCUGCUGCGUGGGAUAAUUUGGCAAUGUGUCAGUUACUGAUGUAUUUUGGUGCCGAUCCUUUUCAGGAAGAUGAUAACAGAAGAACAGCGAAAGAUAUGGCAAAAGGUUCGGUGAAAAAAUUUUUUGAGCGUCUCUAUGAAACCGAAACUCCUGAAAAGAGUCGAUCUAUACAGCAAUCAUUUUUGCGCGCUCUAAAUCGACUGUUCUCAUGUGGAACGAAUAAGGCAAUCGAAACACUUCCACAACUAGAGAGAUCGCAUUCCUGGUCACCUUCUUAUGAUGGGACUAAGAAUUUUCUGUCAGAGGAGGAAAGACGAUUACGGCUGGCUUUUCGGAAGAACCAACCGGGUUUUCCUGUUGAUAAAGCGAGAAAAAAAAAGUCCUUUUCUCCGAUAGAGAAAAAAUCAUCUGAACGAACAUCUGCUCUCACAGUGCACUCAGCGCAACAGUCCACUUCGUCAUCCGUGAAACUGCCUGAACCUGAAAGCGAUGAUAAUAUGACUUUUGCUACAGCUCCUGAAUAUAAUACUAGAGAGGAUCAUCGCUUGUUGUGUAGCCGAAAUUCGAGUAAUACAUCAGCUUAUAUUUUAUCCGAAGAAUUUGCAUCACUGAAACUUAGUCCAGCCUCUCCUCACGUCAUGGAUUCGAUGGCCAAAGAAUCUCAUGUUGAAACUUCAAGUAUAAAGAUUCCGGCGGAAAUUUUGGCAGUAGUGCGUCGGUUGUCAGAUGAACGGUUAAAACAGGAACUGGCCAAAAGGGGCGAGUGUAUCGGACCACUGCUUGAAAAUACGCGUCCAGCGUAUGAGCUAAAACUGGCGCGUUUGAUUGCAAAUCUACCUUCCAGUGUUUCAAAAUUAAAGUACAGCUGGGCACUUGAACGUUGGAUAGCCGGUCACUCAUUUUCUGAAGGUUCGAAGCUUGAUCAAAUUCUUAUAAGCAGUUUUGACGUAUUUCCCGGUGAACAAUGGAGAGGAGGAAAUAGGCCUACUUCGUUUUGUUAUAUUUUAAUUGAUCCUUCCGUUAUCAGUCUUCCUAGCAGUAACUGUACAAUGCAACAAUUUGUUGAUUCCAUAUUUUAUAUUGGUAAAGGGAAGCGUUCUCGUCCUCUCCAACAUCUGGUGGAUGCUGUUCGAGCCAAAGGUUUUGGCCAUAGUGUUCUAUUGAAAAGUAAAAAACUGCAAAGAAUUGUCAGUCUUUGGGAUGCUGGCCAUGGUGUUGUGUCAUUACAUGUUUUCCAGAAUACAAUUCCUACGGAAGCAUUUACAAGAGAGGCAGCGAUGAUUGAUGCCAUCGGUCUUCGAAAUUUGACGAAUGUUAGAAGAGGUGAUUACUAUGGUCCUGCGAAAAACUGGACGACAAAAGAGAAAACAGUCUAUGGCAGUUAUCUGUUGUUCAAUGCACUAUCAGUAUUUCAUGUUGAAGGCUGUCGCGAAAUAUAUGAAGAUGAUGUGCAGGAAAGAUAG
Molecule: messenger RNA, 1637 nt
Organism: Loa loa (African eye worm)
Lineage: Eukaryota; Metazoa; Nematoda; Chromadorea; Rhabditida; Onchocercidae
Exons: 9
Coding region: 36-1637 (533 amino acids)
Molecular function (GO): protein binding; endonuclease activity
Source: RefSeq, a predicted model, not a curated record